CCCUGCGCGAAGGUAGCGUGGACGUGUGCAGCUGUCAGCAUACACAUACUGCACCCUUCUAUCUCUCUUUAUCGCCAGGAAUUGAGAACUUUGCCCUCGGUGUUGCGCAGUUUCUCUGUCGCAGGUGAAAGACAUUCGCUGAGUGUUCACUCCUGUGAGUGAAUGAGCCUCAGUGACGGUGAUAAUCCGGCGGGAGCUCGUCCCCCUGUACCGCUCGACUGCUGCGGAGGACUCAACAACGUGGAUUACUCAAAGAUGGACCUGACCCCGAUGGAGGAUUUCCUGAAGCACCUCUCCUUUCAAGACUCCAGUUUUUGCAUCGCCGUGAUCGCCAUUAUCUUCAACCCCCUCUUCUGGAAUGUGGUGGCGCGGUGGGAACAUCGAACACGGAGGAUCUCCAGAGUCUUUGGCAGCCCUUACCUGGCCUGUUACUGCCUGGCAUGCGUCAUCAUUUUGCUCAACGUCUACCGCAGCCACAGCAUAACAGUGGUGAUGAAGGCCCAGGCCCGGUGGGAAGUGAUGGAGAGGACAGAGGUUUUCUACACGGGUGUUGCUUUCAUGGUGUUGGGUACUCUGCUUGUCGUCAGCAGCUUCCUCACUCUGGGAUUCACUGGAACUUUCUUAGGUGAUUACUUUGGAAUCCUGAUGGAGGAGAAGGUGACAGGUUUUCCCUUUAACAUCACCGAAAACCCGAUGUAUUGGGGCAGCACUGCCAACUACCUCGGCCUGGCACUCACUAGCGCCAGUCCGAUCGGACUUGUUCUGACCGCCAUAGUCGCGGUGGCUUACAAGGUGGCACUGACAUUCGAGGGACCGUUCACUGAACACAUCUACGAGGAGCGGAGUCCGCGCUGCAAGCUCGAGUAAUCGCCUCGCAGGCGCUUCCUGCUCCUGGUUUUGGCCGAGGAUUCCCAUCCUGUCAAGUGGAUGGACACACGGACAGAGGGACGGACUGAAAGACAUUUCUCCCCAGCUGCCUGUGUGGACACAAAGGACAUAACUGCAGCUUUUUACUUUUUUUUUUUUUUUUAAACCACAUGCACGUGAACAAUAAUUUUCAGAUGUCUGUCGUGUGUUAUUAAAAAAAAAUACACAUUCAA
Solea senegalensis (Senegalese sole) is the source of this 1100-nucleotide messenger RNA. It is a transcript of the gene pemt, whose product is annotated as phosphatidylethanolamine N-methyltransferase. Gene Ontology annotation, molecular function: phosphatidylethanolamine N-methyltransferase activity. The coding region runs from base 163 to 867 and encodes 234 amino acids. The record is from RefSeq and is a predicted model, not a curated record. The transcript has 7 exons. Gene Ontology annotation, biological process: phosphatidylcholine biosynthetic process. NCBI's taxonomy places the organism in Eukaryota, Metazoa, Chordata, Actinopteri, Pleuronectiformes, Soleidae.